AUGGGCGAUAAUGGUGAUGAUCAACCCUUUACUUUGUUCAGUAGCAAAUUUGGGGUGAUACUAAUCGCCAUGGGCUCAGCUAGUUUUGUAGUAACAAUGUACCAUCUCAUAGUCAUUUGCUGCCAAAACUCAUCUCAUCAAGCAAGGCGGCACGGGCAACUGACGACACAAACGCCGAGCGCCACCGAAGAAGGAGGUUUCGUGCCGCAUCAAAUUCCAUCUCACAAAUAUGAGAAGAAAAACAAUGAAGAUGAAUGUGUGACUUGUGCUGUAUGCUUGGGAGAUUUUGAAGAAGGUGAAGAGUUGAGGACUAUGCCUUCUUGUAUGCACUCUUUUCAUGUACCGUGCAUAGAUAUGUGGCUCCAUUCACAUCCUAAUUGUCCUGUUUGUCGCGCCGAUGCCACACCUUCCCCGGUGAUGCCUUGCCGGUCACCGGAGGUUGGAUCUGUCGAGGUGAAUGUAGAUCAAGGAAUAGAUAUGAUUCAAAUUAUUGUUGUCCGAUAA
Lathyrus sativus (Indian pea) is the source of this 504-nucleotide messenger RNA. The record is from the annotation of a GenBank genome assembly. Lineage: Eukaryota; Viridiplantae; Streptophyta; Magnoliopsida; Fabales; Fabaceae.